UGAAGGCCUCCACUGAUUGGUGGGUCAGCCCGACACCACGUCACCACUCUGGCUCUGGUAGGAGGAGGCGCAUGCGGCCAUACAUCCAGGCCACCAGGCUGCAUCAUGCCGGACAUUGUUUGGAAAGUUACUGUUGUUUAUUUCACCACCAUUCUCAGCUUCUGCUGCUGUUUUCUCACCGACGUGAACCCCGAGGACAACCCGAACAUCCCGGCUAUCGCCAAGUACUUCACCACUAAAGGGAGGUACGAGGAAGUGAACCCGUAUCUCAUAGACGACAUACUUGCUGUGAACAGAUCCAUCUUACAGCCUCCAUCUCCGCAAUGUCGCGAAAUCCACCUGACUGCCAUCAUAAGACACGGCACAAGGUACCCGACCAGCAAAAACGUCAAGAAGAUGCAGAAGCUGUACGAGCUGGUGAAGAGCAGCGCCGCAGCCAAAGAGAGCUGGCUGCGUGAGAUCCAGACCCAGUGGAGGAUGUGGUACACUGAGGACAUGGACGGCAGACUCGUCCAGAAAGGUGUGGACGACCACAAACAUCUGGCUGUCAGGCUGUCGAAGCUGUUCCCCACAUUGAUCUCAGAGGAGAAGCUCCGAGGGGGAUUCAUCAACUUCAUCACCAGCUCAAAGCACAGGUGUGUCAACAGCACACUGUCCUUCAAGGCAGGACUGACAGGGCUGUGGGACAUUACAGAUAAGGAGUUUGACCACACAGUGAACGAUGCCCUGAUGAGGUUCUUUGACCAGUGCACCAGGUUUGUGGAGGAAGUCGACAACAACCCGUCAGCUGUGACAGAGGUGGACAAGUUCAGGCAGGGACCAGAGAUGAGGAGGGUCCAGGAGAAGAUCGCAGACCGUCUCAGAGUCCCGUACGAUAACAUCACAGAUGAUAUGGUCGAAGCUGCCUUUUACUUGUGUGCUUAUGAGUUUGCUAUCAAGACUGUGAACUCUCCCUGGUGUCGGCUCCUCGAUGAGGUCGAUGCUCAGGUUAUGGAGUACGCAAAUGACCUGAAAAAGUUCUGGAAAACAGGCUACGGUUACGAUAUUAACAGCAAGUCGAGCUGCAUCCUAUUCCAUGAUUUGUUUAGCCGACUGGACAAAGCAGCCAACGAGAACAAAUCAGGCCAGCAGGUGACUGAAGCUGUGACAGUCCAGGUCGGCCAUGCAGAGACCCUCCUGCCACUGCUUACACUUCUGGGCUUCUUCAAGGACAGCGAUGCCCUGACAUCCACCAACUACGCCUCUCAGACCCAACGCUCAUUCCGCACCAGCCACUUUUUACCCUAUGCAGCUAACUUACUCUUCGUCCUGUACGACUGUGGGGGAGGCGACCUGAGACUGCAGCCGCUGCUCAACGAGAAGACAGUGACUUUCCCCGGUUUGACUGACCAGAGGGCCUCCAUGCCGCUCUAUGAAGACGUCAAAGAGCACUACAGGGAACUUCUGCAAGGCUGUGACUUUGAGGCUGAGUGUCGGCUGUUCAAGCGUCCUGCUGAUGUUUAGGCAGACAGGGUAGACUCUGGAAAAGACGACAUUACAGUGGCGUUGUUGUCUUUUCUUUGCAUGAACAUAUCGCAGUAUCAACUGGACUUUUUAGUAUUUUUCACUCCCUUUGUGUUGCACCUGAGAAAAGGCAGAUUUGGUGUCUCUGAAACACCCCAGGGAUUUAAUUUGAAGUGUACCCGUACCAUUACAGUAUUACUACAUCUAUAUUGCUUAAUUACAGGGUUUAUUUCCAUUAUUGCACAUGAUAUAACAUGAAUUAAAGUGUGAAUUUUUGCAGUGUGAACAUUUUCUAUGUCCUGUUACAGUACCGCCAUUCUGAUUACAGGAUUCCUUUCCAUUAUUGCACGAUAUAACAUAAAGUUAAGUUUAUAUUGUUG
This is a messenger RNA of Acanthopagrus latus (yellowfin seabream), 1883 nucleotides long. Its product is annotated as multiple inositol polyphosphate phosphatase 1-like. The record is from RefSeq and is a predicted model, not a curated record. Bases 106 to 1503 code for a protein of 465 amino acids. Gene Ontology annotation, molecular function: inositol phosphate phosphatase activity; acid phosphatase activity. The transcript has 5 exons. NCBI's taxonomy places the organism in Eukaryota, Metazoa, Chordata, Actinopteri, Spariformes, Sparidae.